CAAAUCCCAGCUCAUCUCAAACAAGUGUAACAAACUCAGUCAUCCAGCCAGAGACUUCCAGUGAUGAAACAAGGGUGGCAAGUGGUGUUAUUAAUCAAGUGGAAUUGACAUUGCCUACAAGUGAAUAUGGUGUUUCUGCUUUUGAUGACAUGGAUAACAGUGACCUCGACAGGAGCUAUUUAACUGGUAACCCAGUAAAUGUUGAUUCAGCUGGGGUUGUAGAAGAGGAUAUGAGUUCCUUAGGAGUUGUGGAUCUGAAUACUAGAGAUUUGUGUAUUUAGAUGUGUCACCAGGCCAGGUCUGAUUAGAGAAGCAUGCAGGUUACAGUGAUCCUACAAGAAGGUGACAACAUAGCUGAUGUGAUAAGAAUUCUGAAUAUUGUACAUGAAAUCAAUCAUGGAAACUUAUACUUUUGGAUAACUAAAGAAAAAUCCAGAUCUGGGAGAGAAGGGGACAACCUAAAAUUAGCAACAAAGGAAGAUGUGGUGGAUGCAGUAAAAAGGGCGGCAGAUGCUGUGGAUGCAUUCACGAGGGAAUGGGAGAGGUUAGAGCAGGAUCUUUCACUUAAGAGGGAGCAGGAGAGUGCAUUGCAAAAGGCAAUAGAGGAUGACAAGAUUAAAGAAUCAAGCAAGAUAAGUGAGGCCCAACAACCCAGAGAUACCUUAGAAUCAUUUCCUCCAUCUCCUUAGCAGCGUAAAAAUAUUAUUUCCCCCUCUCGUGUUCUUUUUAAAAUUUAAAAAAUGUCCUGAGUGCACGACGACAAGUUUGCUAGAACACUAGCACUCUCGCUCGCCCCGGGCUCCCUCCCGUGUUGAGCCUCGAUUGAAAAAUCGAGGCAUGAUUUGAAAAUCGAGGCUCGAUUGCAAAAUCGAGGCAAGAUUGUAAAAUUGAGGCUCGAUUGGAUAAUCGAGGCUCGUAUGUCGAAGCUUGCCAAAACGAGGAAUCGUGGUCGUUUUUGAUGAGGGGCUUUUGGGCUCGUUUCCCAGAAACCUUGAAUGAUCCGAAAAACGUGUGGGAGGCUAAGAAAGUGCCCUUUCUUCAUG
Messenger RNA from Stylophora pistillata, 1043 nucleotides. RefSeq lists its product as uncharacterized. The record is from RefSeq and is a predicted model, not a curated record. NCBI's taxonomy places the organism in Eukaryota, Metazoa, Cnidaria, Anthozoa, Scleractinia, Pocilloporidae.